This is a messenger RNA of Exaiptasia diaphana, 2749 nucleotides long. Its product is annotated as E3 SUMO-protein ligase PIAS2. Gene Ontology annotation, molecular function: SUMO ligase activity; transcription coregulator activity; zinc ion binding. Gene Ontology annotation, biological process: regulation of transcription by RNA polymerase II; protein sumoylation. The record is from RefSeq and is a predicted model, not a curated record. Bases 188 to 1915 code for a protein of 575 amino acids. Lineage: Eukaryota; Metazoa; Cnidaria; Anthozoa; Actiniaria; Aiptasiidae. The transcript is spliced from 17 exons.
AAUCUUUUCAAGAACAUACUUCUUCAUAAGCAUUUUUUUGUAAGAGCGGUGGGAAUAUUGUGGCUUUUUGUCAGUAAGUGUUGACUGGCUGAUUGACCGGAUGUGAUAGAAGGACUGAAACGAACGAAAAACCUAAACACCGCAUUUGCGCAUGCGUAACUAGUUAUAUUCAAAAACCGUCAAUAAAAUGGAUGAAGUAGCAGAAUUAAGGCACAUGCUAAUGAGUUUUCGAGUCUCAGAACUCCAAAUUUUACUGGGUUUUGGCGGACGGUCGAAAUCUGGUCGAAAACAUGAGUUAAUGGGGCGAGCGUUACAAUUGUUAAAAUGUGAAGGAAAUUAUCAAAUACGAGCUAAAAUAAAAGAACUUUACCGUCAAAGAUACCCAAGYAAACUWGCUUCGUCGCCGCCUCGUAUUGUACCUCCAACUUCGUCUCGUUUAUCGAUAACACCGCAAAGCUUGCCUCCUUUYCGGGGACACGACCUUUCGAACAGUAUACCUAUACAUCCAGACGUACGACUAACAUCACUACCAUUUUACGAAUAUAUCGAUGAUUUAGUUCGUCCAACGAGUUUAGUUCCUAGAGGMAUGUCACCAUUUCAAGAAUCUUAUAUUGUUUUUCAUCUUACACCUCGUCAAGUCAAUUUGAUCGCUACUUCAAGAGAUACACGCCCUAAUUCUAAAAAUGAAUUUACAGUCCAAGUUCAGUUAAGAUUUUGUUUAUUUGAAACAAGCUGUGAACAAGAAGACAACUUUCCCUCAUCUGUUUGUGUAAAAGUCAAUGGAAAAGUCUGCCCUUUACCUGGAUUUGUUCCACCAGGAAGUACAGAAACAAAGAGACCCAGUCGACCAAUCAAUGUUACUGCACUUUGUCGACUUUCUUCUACAGUACCAAAUCAUGUUCAUAUAACAUGGACACCAAAAAAUGGAUAUCGUCAUGUGGCUUUAAUUCGUCUUGUAAGACAAGUUACUUCUAGUUGUCUGAUACAAAGACUCAAGAAUAGAGGUUAUCGUAAUCCUGACCAUUCUCGUGCACUUAUAAAAGAAAAGCUUUCCCAUGACCCAGAAAGUGAAGUYGCUACAACAAGUCUGAGGGUUACUUUACUUUGCCCUCUUGGAAAAACAAGAAUGACAUUGCCAUGCAGGGCAUUGACUUGUAGUCACUUGCAGUGUUUUGAUGCAGCUCUGUACUUACAAAUGAAUGAAAGAAAAACAACUUGGAUUUGRCCUGUUUGUGAUAAGAAAGCCUUCUUCAAGGACUUGUUCUUGGAUGGUUUAUUGAGAGAAAUACUUGACAGUGCAGACUGCAAAGAAAUAGCAUUCUAUGAAGAUGGUUCUUGGAGGCCUAUUGAUGCUGAAGGACAUGACAAUGAAAGUAAAGCAGCAGUCAAAGCUAUCAUUGCAGCAAGCACGUCAAUUCAACAACCAAAAUCAGUUAUCAGAAAUGUGUCUACAGACCCACCAGAGUCAACGAAAAAAGAAACAGACGUAAUUGACCUUACACUAGAAAGCAGUGAUGAUGAAGUUGAUGAUGAAGAUGACAAUGAUGAUGAUGAUGAUGAUGAUGAUGAUCAAACCUUGGAUUCAAGUGAUUCUUGCUAUAGGUACAAUGAUCCUAUUAGUAGUAGUAAAGUCAGUAGCAGCAGUGGUGGUUACUUUAGGAAAGUCUCAUCUAGUUCUGUUAUUAUGCCUCCUGGAUCACCUAGUAGACAUCUUAGCUCUCAUGGUUCUGCUGGUUCUCCCAGUUCAUCUCUAUUUAAUCAUCCUAGUUAUUACUCACUUCCUCCUCAGCUGGACUUAGUACCAGAUAUUUACAGAUCUCUAUUUGGACCAGAGGAUUAUGGCCCAGCAAGUAUAUUUCCAGUUAUAAGUGAUCUAGACCAACUUGGCUCAUCGAAUGUUAUUCAUUUAGACUGACUAUUUUGACUGGAAUUUCGGAUKAAGACUAUACCUUGUCCAUGAAGYGCAAAACAUGAACGUCUGGUGAAUGCAAUCAACAAGCACUAAACUACUUAUACUAGUUAUAAUUCCAUUUUUAACGAACUAUAAGGCAAAGGGCAAACAAUUUCUAAUAUUAACUAAAGUAUUCAAAGUUAUAAUAUUUAUUUAGUGCAGUCAAAGCACAACAGUGGCUUUGGAAAUGAUAAUGUUAAUACCAUCUGGUGACUGAUUUGCCAUGCCUAAUAUUAUAGUCAUGACGACAUUUCUUUGCAAAUUCUUAUUCUCAUGAAUGAGACAUUAUCAAUCUUGAGGAAUCAUCUAACUACUAUAGUGAAUUAUAGGGUGCAAACUAUACUCCUAAAAUAUUUUCYACUAGACAAUAGAAAGGAAGCUAAGUUGUAGAACUUGUUAGCUAUCUAUUUCAUAUGUAUAUAUGCACUCUAUUGAGUUACAAUGUAGAUCUACAAUCAUUGAUUGUAAUAAAAUAAUUUCUGACUCUGUGAAGACCCAAACUUUAAGGAUUUUCUACUCUUUUUUGUAGCUUUUUGAGUUUUAGUUUUACUUUCAGCAGUGUAAAUCUGGAAUAACUUAUGUGGCCUGGUGUGACUUGGGCUAAACUAUUUUAUGACUUGACUUCUUUUUCAACUUUUAAAUGGAGAAAUGAUAAUAUAGUAUUUUAAGUGACAAGAAUUAUAUUAAUAUAAUAUAGCUCACAAGAUGUAAAUAUAUAAUUUGUAUGUUUUUGUGUAAAACAUGUUUCUUAUAUCUAGAUGUUUGAAUCAGAAUUGAAAUAAAUUAUUGUGAACUGGU